Messenger RNA from Cynoglossus semilaevis (tongue sole), 4208 nucleotides. RefSeq names its product dipeptidyl peptidase like 10 (gene dpp10). The coding region runs from base 552 to 2951 and encodes 799 amino acids. Gene Ontology annotation, molecular function: serine-type peptidase activity; potassium channel regulator activity. Gene Ontology annotation, cellular component: voltage-gated potassium channel complex; plasma membrane. The transcript is spliced from 27 exons. Gene Ontology annotation, biological process: regulation of potassium ion transmembrane transport; proteolysis. The record is from RefSeq and is a predicted model, not a curated record. NCBI's taxonomy places the organism in Eukaryota, Metazoa, Chordata, Actinopteri, Pleuronectiformes, Cynoglossidae.
AGAACAAAGUUCCUUCAACAGGUCUAAUACUGCAUGAGUACUGUACUGUAUACAACAGUUUAGGUUGUCUCCAGGGGGCGCUCUCACUACCACAUCUGCCACAAGCUCUUAAAAUAUUUUUUUCAUUAUUUAUUUAUUAUUUGAUCACAAAUAUUCACCAGUUUAACAAAUGCUAAGACAAACCCAGGUCAACGUUCUCCUACGUGGUUCCUCUCAGAACCUUUAAUACCUACCUGUUCCCUGGGGGAACCUUUUUCACGCUGGACCACAGGAGGCACAACGUUACAGAGACAAAGGGGAGUCCCUGUACUCGCACACACCCCGGGUCGGGUCCCCGUGCACGUGCUGACCAGACUGUACAGAACCGGAGCGGUCACGCGCUUCAAUCACAGCGAACGGAAAGUGACGGCGGCGAGGAAAGAAGAGAGGAGAGUGUGGGAGAGUGGGGCAGAGUGGAGGCUUUUGGUCGUCGCCGUGGAGAGGUUGGAGCAGCGGCUGUCUGCGGCUCUCACUCACUCUGAGGAAGACUCGCUCACUGACGGCGUCCCAACAUGAACCAGACCGCCACCGUGUCCCACCAGGUCCAGGUCCACUCCACCAAGACCAUCAAGGACCUGGGUGGAGUCAGUCCUCCACAGAGGAACUGGAAGGGCAUCGCCAUCGCCCUGCUGGUCAUCGUGGCCGUCUGCUCUCUCAUCACCAUGUCCGUUAUCCUCCUGACCCCAGCUGACAACCAGGCAGGAAGUGACACCAAACUGACUGUGGAGGAUCUGUUCAAGUCUGACUUCCAGGUCAACGACCCAGAGGCCAAAUGGAUCAAUGACUCUGAGGUCAUCUACAGGAACAGUGAUGGUCAUGUGAUCAAGUUCAACAUCGUCACCAAUGAAACGGCGAUCCUUCUGACGAACACAACAUUUAUCAAUUUUAACGUGGUGAAGUUCUCCGUCUCCCCGGACCUGAAGUACGUUCUCUUUGCUUAUGACGUCAAACAGGUUUUCCGUCACUCUUACAUGGCUGCGUACAGUAUCUACAAUAUUCACACUCGGGAGGUGCGGGAGCUGGACCCCCCCGAGGUGGUGAACUCGGUGCUGCAGUACGCCGCCUGGGGAGUUCAGGGCCAACAGCUGAUCUACAUAUUUGAAAACAACAUCUACUACCAGUCUGACGUGAAGACUAACUCUCUCAGACUCACGUCCUCGGGGAGGGAGGGGGUCAUCUUCAAUGGAAUCGCCGACUGGCUGUAUGAAGAGGAGGUCCUUCACAGCCAUGUGGCACACUGGUGGUCACCGGAUGGAGAAAGACUGGCCUUCCUGGUCCUCAAUGACACUCAGGUUCCCAACAUGGUCCUACCCCGCUUCACUGGCGUGCCGUACCCCAAAGGGAAACAGUAUCCAUACCCCAAGGCUGGACAGCCCAACCCAGUGGUGAAGCUCUAUGUGGUCAAUCUCUACGGUCCAACGCACACGCUGGAGCUGAUGCCGCCUGAAACUCUCAAACUACGAGAACAUUACGUCACCAUGGUGAAGUGGAUCAGCAAAACCAAGACAGCUGUGAGGUGGUUGAACCGAGCCCAGAACAUUUCCUUCCUGACUGUGUGUGACACAACCACAGGAGCCAGCCACACGAGACAUGAAGAAAGCUCUGAGCUCUGGCUGUCCAAGCAGAACCAAGAACCUGUGUUCUCCAAGGAUGGAAACAGGUUCUUUCUGACAGUUCCAGUCAAACAAGGAGGACGAGGAGAGUUCCACCACAUCGCCAUGUUCACCACACAGUUCAGGGCGGAUCAGAACGACGUGCGUCACCUGACGUCAGGAAACUGGGAGGUGACCAGGAUCGUCGCCUUCGACGAGAACACGGACAACCUGUAUUUUCUGAGCACGGAGGGUUCACCACGAAGACGACAACUUUACAGUGUUAAAACCGUGGGUCUGUUCCCACGUCGGUGUCUGACCUGUGAGUUAAACAAAGCCCAGUGUCUGUACUUCGACGCCAACAUGAGUCCUGAACACCAUCACAUCAUCAUACACUGUAAAGGCCCUGGAGCUCCGUCCGUGAUCGUACACAGCCUCAAUAACUCAGAUUACUACAUCCUCGAAAACAACUCUCUGCUCAAGGCUGCCUUGAAGACUAAGAGGAUCCAGCUGACGGACUUCAGAACAGUUCCAACUGAACACUUUGAGUUACCCCUGAAGAUCUCCUUCCCACCCGACUUCUCUGAGUCCCGUCACUACGGACUCCUGCUCAUAGUUGACAGUGCCCCCGGUGGUCAAGCAGUGACUGACCGUUUCUCCCUGAGCUGGGACUCCGUGCUGGUCAGUUCUGACAACGUCAUCGUGGCUCGACUGGACGGCCGGGGCAGCGGCUUCCAGGGUCAGAGGGUCCUGCACGAGGUCCACCACAGACUGGGGUCCGUUGAUGUCCAGGACCAGGUGGCAGCAGUGGAAUUCUUGACCAAGUUUCCGUACAUCGACCGUACGAGGAUCGCAGUGUUUGGACAGGGUUAUGGAGCCUACCUUGUGUUAAUGAUGCUGAAGUCCAGUGACAGUGUCUUCAAAUGUUCGUGUGCCAUGUCCUCACCGCGGACAGAGUCGAAAAUCUACGCAUCAGCGUUCUCAGAGAAGUACCUGGGCCUGCCACUGAGGGACGACAGCCUGUACCAGUUUUCCAGCGUGCUGCAGAACAUCCAGGCCCUGAGGGAGCAGACACUGAUGCUGGUCCACGGCACAGCAGAUGCACACGUUCACUUCCAGCACACGGCUGAGUUGGUCAAACACCUGGUCAGGGUCGGGGCCAACUACUCCAUGCAGAUCUACCCCGACGAGGGGCACUUCCUGUCGCAGCAGAGCCGCCAGCAUCUCUACGCCACGCUGACCAGCUUCUACAGGGAGUGUCUAAAGGAGGAGGUGCUGCAGCUGUCUGAGGAAGAGGAGGAGGAGGAGGACGACGAGUAAAUCAGGAGUCAGGGAGCUGUGAGACUGUGGACCUGUGGCAGAAACUAACAGAAUUUUACCAGAAGCCCUGAAGGCUUCCCUGACCAGUCUGACCCGGUCUGACCCGGUGGUCCACAGGAACCAGACUCUGGGUCAGAGCUCCAGAGGCUCUGCAGCAGGAGUGAGUGAACGAGUGAGUGAGUGAGUGAACGAGUGAAUCUGUGGACUCUUCCUAGUCUUCGGUGGUAAAGCACAUGGACCACAUGGACCUCAUGGACCUCAUGGACCACAUGGGCCGCUGCCUACAGGGCUGCACUCAUUCACAUUUAACAAAGUGCAUGAUUCCUUUCUGCUCCUUAUCUUUACUCCUUCACUAAUCCCACCCUGCUGUGUAGUCACACUGAGGGAGUACUGGUGUGUACUGGUGUGUACUGGUGUGUGUACUGGACAGUGACGACAGUCAUCGCCCAAACACAGGACUGAGAACCAGCCAGUACUGUUUCCUGACUCCUCAGUGACCCUGGUCCAUGUCGGUCUCACCUGGUUGCACUUGACACGUGGACACACCUGGUGACUGGUACUGCAGUAGUACUCAUUGUCCCUGGUCAUCGUCACCUUUGGUCCACUCAGGUCCAUCAGACACACAGUUUGUUUGUUUUCCUCAUCCACAGGUGUAAUGACUUCUCUACACCAGAGGUCAAUGGCCACCUGUGGGCCAUCCGAGGUACUGCAAGGGGCUGUGAAACCUUUGAGUGAUUAAAAAAUGUCUUAUAUUUAUAUAUUGUAAUAGAGUAUGAUAGAUUGUGUCAAUUAAAAAAAAUACAGUUAAAUAGAGACUUUGUUUAUAAAUUACAUUUUAAUUAGAUUUCAAUAAUAACCAUACACUGUUUGUUCCUGGUGUCUGUACCAGGACUGUAGUAGCUAACGCUAGCUCUGGUGUCUGUACCAGGACUAGCUCACAAACAAAAUUAUGGUGCAUUACUGCCACCUGCAGGGCUGGAGUGUGUGUGUAAGUUAGUAUUUUGUCAAUGAUGAAACUGAGAAAGGUUAGAUAUAAUUUGUCAUCCUUUAAUAUAUGUAUAUAUUCCAAAUUAACACGUCAAAGCGUCAGCCCCAGGUAUAAUAUAUACAGUACAUAUAUAUUUUAAUUUAAUAUAAAGAGAUCUAUUUGAUUUAUUUUCCAGGUGAUCAUGACUUUUAACUGUGCUGAUUUUGAUAUUGGUUUCAGUGACAGUUCUGUUUAUUAAUUUUAUAUGUCACAGCGCCACCUACUUCCUC